AUGCUGCGCCCUACAGCGCUGAUACCGGUCAUCUUUGGCCUUGCAGCAUUCGUAUUGACGAUGCUGUGCAUUUUCGCCGGCAGCAAGCCAGACUUUAUGCAGGUGCGUCAGCCAUCCCACCUCUCCAUUCCCUACUCUUCUUCUAACGCAUUCUNNCAGGACUACUCUAUUGUCACACUCAACACAUCACGCAUCGGCACCAACGUCCUCAACACGACUUCCAACACCGACUCCGACUCCAACAUCUUCGAAUCAAUCUGGGAUAAUGUAACCAACAGCAUUGAAUCUUCUAUCAACGACAAAAUCAACUCUUUCGCCAAAGACUUGGGUCUGCAUGAUUUUUACUCUGCACAUCUGCUUGAUUACUGUGAGGGAUACUAUACACCUACCUCUUUACCCAAUGCCACAAUCUCGGCCUCCAAAAUCGAUCAAAAUGUCACGUUCUGCAGUAACCGCACUUUCUUCUUCCACUUCAACCCCACCGAUGCGCUGCAGAAUGAGCUCAACAAGUCUGGCUUGGGAAUUACUCUGCAAGACCUACACUGGCCAGAUGCCGUCAAUGAUGGCAUACACACCCUACGUAUAGCCCAAAAAGCCGCUUUCCUGCUCUACUGCAUUUCCGCCGGUUUAAUCCUCAUCGCCACCUUCUUCUCUCUCGUCUCCUUCUUUGUGCAUGGCCGCCUUUCCGCCUUUAUCGAUAUCUUGCUUUGGAUACUCGCGUUCCUGGCUGCGGUUUUGGCAUCGGCGAUUACCACUGCGGUGGCGGUGAAAGCGAGUAAUGUGGUUAAUGAGCAUGGCAAGAGUGUGGGCGUGCAAGCGCAUAGAGGGGGUAAGUUUAUGGCGUUGACGUGGGUGGCUAGUGGGCUUUGUGGGUUGAAUGUGUUUGUGUGGGUGUUUGAGUGUUUGAGGGGCAGACGUAGGGCUAAGAGAGAGAGUUAUGUGGGUGGGAUUGGGAAGUAG
This is a messenger RNA of Aureobasidium vineae, 960 nucleotides long. The record is from the annotation of a GenBank genome assembly. Lineage: Eukaryota; Fungi; Ascomycota; Dothideomycetes; Dothideales; Saccotheciaceae.